AUGAGCGCCGCCUACCCCAGCAACCUUCUCGACGAUGCCCUGGGAACGGCUGGUGCAGCUGAUAGUGCUGCAGCUUCUUGCCCUCGGCGGCGGUUCGUCCUCGUCGAGGACUGCGUCGAGACGAGCGGGGCUUUCGUCCUCCACCACUUUGUGAAGCGCGCCUUGCCGAGCUCCGAGACGAGGGAGGCCGUGAUCUUCCUCGCCCUCGCACAGAACUUCUCACAUUACGACCGCGUCCUGAGGAAACUCGUAAGCGUUCUUCCAUCUCCCUCGUCAUUUCGCCGAGCAACUAGAGCUCGUCUCUCAUCUGAAGGCUAGACCUAGAGAAAAGGCCGGAUACUGAACCAUAUAUACACGCGUGUGUGUGUGUGUGUGUGCUCCGGAGGAGGGGGGAGGAGAGUCUCCUCCUAGAUCAUCCCGCGCCAGUUAUAUGCGAAUCUUUAGUAACAGAAUACCAUCUCUGGAAUUACAUGAUAGGAAUUUUCUCUUUCACUGGUUCUUUGGCCAUUCAUAUGUAGUUGAGGACGUUGUGAAUUUAUUGACGAAGAGAUGAUGCAAUACUACCUGCUUAGAAACUUAUUAAAGAGAAUAAUGUCCGCGUUUGCAAUGCAAUUACAUCAUCUCUACCGAGGUAAACAAGGAAUAUGUCUCGAGGAAAAAUCAUUUUCAAUUUUGGAAAAUAACGAGAUUAUUUUGAUUAAAUAUGUUAGAGGCAUCUAAGGAGUUCAUGAUUCUGCGGGGUGAAAUCAAUUUCACUAUCUAAGGCGAAGAGAACUCACCUCAAAUGUACUUGAGACCUAAGAACAAGUAUCAUUUUGACUUCUCUCUCAAUCUCUGCAUCUGAUCAAGUGGUAUGACAUUUUCUCUCGAUUGCGGAGAGGCAUUUAGAACAUGAAGAUUACAGUGCCAGGGUUUGAAAAGUAGGAUUUAUAUUGAACUCGUACCAGGUGCUUGUAGAGGUGGUAAGUUAAGUUCAUAAAAAUUCCACUUCAAAUAUUUUGUUGAUUGCCCUUUGCAUGUCGUUCUUCAGAUUUGUCUUUUACACUCGUUGAGUGAUCAUUGGCCUCAAGAACCAGCAGUGAGACUGAUCUAGGUAAUAAAACCCAUGCAAACCUUCUUGUCAUUGUAAAAGAAAAUAGAGAAAUAAUAUGAAGUAUGGAUUUAUGUUAAGAUAAUCUCUUACAGUGUGCCUUCUUUAAAAAAUUGCGUUUGGGUGUUACAAAUAUCAAAUAUCCGUAGAACCUUCAUCAGUCAAAUGGUUUUUGCUCCCAUCUAUCCUUUCCAUUGCAGUGCACUUACUUCCUGUUCAUUUAUGGUAACAUGGAACAUUUGAAACUAGGGCUGCAACCUUUCCAUCCAUAGGGACAAGAAGAAGCUGUUUUUCUUGGAGUUGCUUAAGCUCCAGUUCCCAGGUGAGUGAGUGACGAAGCUAUGGGUUGGACCUUGAUUUAAUCCUCAAGCAGUGAUUUCCUGCUACAUCAUGUGAUAUAAAGCUACAUGCUGUUCGACAGAUGGUGUGGGAUGGAAUGACAACGAGGCGGGUUUCAUUGAUUUAUACGGUGGGAUACAGAGAACAGUGGAAAGCUGUCGAUCUCCUGAACGCCGCGUGGCCACCGUCACAAUUCUUAUAGAUGACAUCUCUCUUCUGGAGAUAGCUGCAGGAGGUUCUGCAGACCAUGUUCUUGAUUUUCUUCACUAUUGCGUCACCCUCACUUCUGAAAUGGUAAGAAGGCUUCCAGAUUUUGCUUAACUCACAGGUGGAUCGAUACUCCGGUUAUUACCCAUUCUGGUGGUCUUCGUUCUCAGGAUUGCUCGCUGAUUGUGUUGACCCAUGAAGAUGUAUACUCCCAUACGGAAGGCCCUACCCUUCUUUCUCAUCUGGAGUACCUUGCAGAUACCAUAAUUAGGGCAGAACCUUUGCGCACUGGUCUGUCCGCUGAUGUGCAUGGGCAGGUAUUUGCUUUCUAUCUCUUCAACAUGUUCUUCUCGAGGAUUCAAGCUGGUUGGCUAUUGGCAGAGGGCUCCUUGAUUCCACUUAUUGAUCACCAUUCUAUCUCUAUAUUUCGUCCGACCAGUAGGGUUUCAGACAUUGAUUCCAUGCGGAUGUUGGGUAUCAAUCGAAGGAUAGAUUUAGAUGUAGAGAGAGAAUCUUCCAUAUUUCCUUCACCAAGUUCAACGUACUCUUUGCUUUUAUGUGAUCUUCCUCGGUUUCAUGCCUCUCUUUCAGUUGACUAUUGUGAACAAAACGUUGACGACCCGUGACCACGGUGGUUCCCAGGGCAAGGCACAGAACUUCCACUUCAGAGUGAAGGAGAACAGCGUGGAUUAUUUCUAUCCAGGGACACUGGCUUGA
This is a messenger RNA of Spirodela intermedia, 2353 nucleotides long. NCBI's taxonomy places the organism in Eukaryota, Viridiplantae, Streptophyta, Magnoliopsida, Alismatales, Araceae. The record is from the annotation of a GenBank genome assembly.